Messenger RNA from Pelobates cultripes (western spadefoot toad), 286 nucleotides. Lineage: Eukaryota; Metazoa; Chordata; Amphibia; Anura; Pelobatidae. The record is from the annotation of a GenBank genome assembly.
AUGGAAGCUCGAAAGCCGACAUCACAGCCUCAAAAACAGAGGAGAAGGCGAAGAGGAGAGCCUGCGUCUCCCGUGGGCAAAGUACCCCACAAAGCAUCAGUGCACCCUCAUUCUAACCCACCAAGAGGAAAGGCAGCGAAGCACGUUCCACGACGGCAGAGCCAUGGCACCCGCACACAGAGGCGGACCACCCGAGGCCACUACAGUCUCCCGGCGAGGAGGGACUUGAUAUAUCACAUAGCCCGGUUCCAUGGAUCCCAGCCACAGGCCCCCUCUAAGGCCUGGA